AUGUUGCCAUUAGAUCAGAAGGGAACUACAAAGACAGGUAAUCAUCGGAAACCAUAUGUCCCUUUACGACGACAGUAUCGAAGAGUUCGGAUACGUAUGGAUGGACGCCUCCGUCACUGUCUCACUGUGUUAUUGCUUUUCACUGUGAUAGCAGUGAGUAUAUUCCAAGCAAGUGGCAUAAUUGCCGGAAACAAAUCAUCAUUGUCACUUGAGACCCUCAGUGGCUACAAACCCUCUUCUCUUUUCAUUCUCUAUCUCCUCCGUUUAUUGACUUUAAUACCUCUGCCAUUGACUUUAUUUAACUUUGCUGGUAUCAUCUCGUUCAACACAUUCCCACGAAAGCCAAAACUCCGCGGGUCCACACUCUUUGGUCCAUUCAUCUGUUUCCGUGUUGUAACUAAGGGCCUUUAUCCAAAACUGGUACGUGAUAAUGUCACCAAAAAUUUAGAAGUGUGUCGUCGUCUUGGUUUUGACAACUAUGUCUUUGAAGUAGUCACUGAUGAGACAAUUCACCUGCCCAAAUUGCCUUGUGUCCGGGAAGUGGUUGUACCUGAUGACUACUGCAGCUCAAAAGGAACUCUCUACAAGGCACGAGCAUUGAACUACUGUCUCGAGGAAGGUGUUAACUAUUUGAAUGAUGGUGAUUGGAUUGUUCAUCUUGAUGAGGAAACAUUACUGACUGAGUCAUCUGUAAUUGGAGUAAUCAAUUUCAUCAAUGAGGGGAAACAUGAUUUUGGGCAGGGUGUUAUCACAUAUGCUGAUGGGGAGAUUGUCAACUGGUUGACCACCCUCUCUGAUAUGGUACGGGUUGGCAUGGAUUAUGGAAUGCUGCGUUUUUGUCUCAAGUUCUUGCAUAAGCCUGUCUUCAGCUGGAAAGGUUCUUUCAUUGUGUCAAAUGCUGGAGUAGAGAGAAAAAUUACUUAUGAUUUUGGUCCUGAAGGAAGCAUUGCCGAGGAUUGUUUCUUUGCUUUGUCAGCCUGGCGUGAUGGAUACAGCUUUGGUUUUGUAGAGGGUGACAUGCAUGAAAAGAGCACAUUCUCUCUUAUGGACUACAUCAAACAGCGCAAACGAUGGGUGUCCAUUUACUGGUUCAAAGUUUAUUAUCUGUGCUAUAUCUAUCUAUAUGCUAUAUGUCUAUCCAUUUAA
Messenger RNA from Acanthosepion pharaonis, 1146 nucleotides. The record is from the annotation of a GenBank genome assembly. Lineage: Eukaryota; Metazoa; Mollusca; Cephalopoda; Sepiida; Sepiidae.